AUCAUUUAGUUUAGCGGUGAAGACAUUUUCUUCAACCAAAAUACAAAUAGUGAACCAAACCAUCAUGAACUCUUUGGUUCCCAAAAGAACCAUCAGCAUCAUCCUAUUGUUCAUAUGUCCACUGUCAUAAACUCAUAUUCCUGUUUAGAGUAAAAUAAAAUGAUUGAUAGAAAUAUCAUCAUAGAGUUAAUAAUUCUGUUGUUUUUAUCUUCCCACAGUAGAACAUGUAUUGCACGAGAUACUUUAUCUUUGAAUCAGUCUAUUGUUGAUGGCCAGACUUUGGUUUCGUCAAAUGGAACCUUUGAACUAGGUUUCUUCACCCCUGGAAAUUCAAAAGCUCGUUAUUUAGGUAUGUGGUACAAAAAUUUAACCCCUUUAACAAUCGUAUGGGUAGCUAAUAGAGAAACACCCCUCUCCAAAAAUUCAGGAGUUUUAAAACUUAAUGAAAAUGGUGUUCUUGUGAUUCUCAAUGACACAAACAACAGCAUUUGGUCCUCUAACACAACAACCAAAGAAGCCAAAAAUUCAAUAACUGCACAGCUAUUGGACACUGGAAAUCUUGUGUUGAAAAAUGGGGAGGAGAAUAUUUUGUGGCAGAGUUUUGAUUAUCCUUGUGAUACAUUAUUACCAGGAAUGAAACUUGGAUGGAACUUAGUAACCGGACUGAACCGAUUCGAAUCGUCUUGGAAAAGUGAAGACAAUCCAGCAAAGGGUGAUUAUUCUGUUAGUAUUGAUAUCAGAGGGUAUCCUCAAAUAGUUUUGAAAGAGGGAUCUGUGAUAAGAUUGCGAAUAGGAUCAUGGAAUGGACUCGGUUUUACUGGAUAUCCCACACAACCAUUGAAACAAACGCAAAAGUUUGAAUUUGUUCAAACUGAUAAAGAAGUGUAUCAUCGGUAUGAAGUUGUUGAUAGCUCUGUUGUGUCGAUAUAUAAACUCUCUCCUUCGGGGAAGUUGCGCGCUUUAGCUUGGACAAGUGAAACAAGCGAUAGGAUAGUAAUUGAAACUGGCAUGGAAGAUUCGUGUGAUAGUUAUGCUAUGUGUGGUGCUAAUUCUGUUUGCAGUAUGAAUGGAAAUGUUCCUAAAUGUGAAUGUUUGAAAGGUUAUGUUCCUAAGUUUCCUGAUCAAUGGAAUAUAUCAUAUUGGUCUAACGGUUGUGUUUCAAAGAAUAAAUCUAAUUGUGACAAUAGUUACAAAGAUGGAUUCUUGAAGUACAAUGACAUUAAAUUGCCUGAUACUUCUUCGUCGUGGUAUAAUAAGAGUAUGAGUCUUGUGGAAUGUCAAAGAGGGUGUAUGAAAAAUUGUUCGUGUAAGGCUUAUGCAAAUGUGGAUAUCCGAAAUGGUGGAAGUGGUUGUUUGCUUUGGUUUGAUGAUCUGGUUGACAUGAGAAUGUUCUCUCAAUGGGGACAAGAUCUUUAUAUCAGAGUCCCUUCUUCAGAUCUAGAUGAUGUUAGUGUUAGUGGCAAAGGAAACAAGAAGAAGCACAUAAUACAAAUCACUUUUGGCGUGACAAUUUCUGGAUUCCUCACAUGUGCCUGCAUAAUCAUACUUAUAAAGCGAGUGGAACCAAGAAUAUAUAAUCUUGGACAAUUAUUUCAACUGAGGCAAAAAUAUUUUAAAUUGAAGAAAGAAGACUCGGAUCUGCCAAUAUUUGAUUUUCCAAUGAUUGUUAAAGCAACUAGUAAUUUUUGUAGCAGAAAUAAACUUGGAGAAGGUGGAUUUGGACCAGUAUAUAAGGGUACACUGAUAGAUGGGAAAGAGGUAGCCAUAAAACGGAACUCAAAGAUGUCUGAUCAAGGGUUGCAGGAAUUUAAAAACGAAGUUUUGUUGAUUGCAAAACUUCAGCACCGUAAUCUCGUGAAGCUUCUUGGUUGUUGUAUUCAUAAAGAGGAAAAUUUGUUGAUCUAUGAAUACAUGCCGAAUAGGAGCUUAGACUACUUCAUCUUUGAUGAAUCUAGAAGCAAACUCUUGACCUGGUCGCAUCGUUCGUGUAUCAUUGACGGCAUUGCUAGAGGACUUCUUUAUCUUCACCAAGAUUCCAGACUUAGAAUUAUUCACAGAGAUUUAAAGUCAAGCAAUAUCCUACUAGAUGGGCAAAUGAAUCCGAAAAUCUCAGACUUUGGCCUUGCUCGGACAUUUGGGGGAGAUCAAGUUGAAGCCAAAACAAGAAAACUUGUUGGAACAUAUGGUUACAUGCCUCCAGAGUAUGUUGUGCAUGGUCGCUACUCUAUGAAAUCAGAUGUGUUUAGUUUUGGCGUGAUUGUUCUAGAGAUAAUCAGUGGGAAUAAGAUUACAGGAUUUUAUGACCCAGAACACUCCCUCAACCUUGUUGGACAUGCUUGGAGACUCUGGAUUGAACACAUACCACUGGAACUGGUUGAUGCACAAUUACUUCAAACAAUAAGAUCUUCUGAAAUCUUACGAUAUAUACAUGUGGGGUUGUUGUGUGUACAAGAAAAACCAGAAGAUCGGCCAGACAUGUCUUCUGCAAUUCUUAUGCUGAAUGGUGAGAAAAUAUUGUCUCAACCAAAAAGUCCAGGAUUUUAUACCGGAAAAGACUUACCUGAAGCAAUAUCCCCAUCUUCAAAUCAGAUGUCAGUUACAAUUUUUGAGGCAAGAUAAAAUAUGAAGAUUCAAACCAAUGAAUGUUUGUGCUGAUAUAGCAUUCACUAAUUAAUGUUAAUAUGAUACUUGAGCAUAUAGAACCUGUUAAUACCUUUAUCUAGUUUUACUUCAUCUAGUAUAUUAAAAACCAAAGAUUUUGUGUCACGUUUAUCAUUGUGAUGCAAUUUUAUUUUGUUGUUGAAUAUUUUAGAGUUAGUCUUUAACUAUUUUGCUUCUUAUAUUGUAUUUUAUCCUUUCCUUAUGUCAAUAAUAACUCCUGUCUCUAUUGAUAAUACAAUGUAUUACAACUAGAUGUUGGCCCAUAUAUUGUACUUGAUUAAAUCUGAUGAAUUAGAUUGAGGUGAAA
Molecule: messenger RNA, 2968 nt
Organism: Cicer arietinum (chickpea)
Lineage: Eukaryota; Viridiplantae; Streptophyta; Magnoliopsida; Fabales; Fabaceae
Product: G-type lectin S-receptor-like serine/threonine-protein kinase At4g27290
Biological process (GO): protein phosphorylation; recognition of pollen
Molecular function (GO): ATP binding; protein serine/threonine kinase activity
Source: RefSeq, a predicted model, not a curated record